This is a messenger RNA of Acanthoscelides obtectus, 583 nucleotides long. The record is from the annotation of a GenBank genome assembly. Lineage: Eukaryota; Metazoa; Arthropoda; Insecta; Coleoptera; Chrysomelidae.
AUGCGAAAAGCUAUAUCGCCACACGAAAGAUUGACAGCAACUCUGAGGUUUCUCGCAACUGGAAGGAGUUACGAAGACCUAAAGCUUACAACAAUAAUAUCACCCCAGGCGUUGGGUGUUAUUAUUCCAGAAACAUGUGAAGCGAUAUACAAAGUACUGCGGCACGAUUAUUUUAAGUUUCCACAAACAGAAGAUGAAUGGAAAAAUAUAGCAAAACAUUUUGAAAAUAGGUGGAAUUUUCUACAUUGCCUUGGCGCCAUAGACGGGAAACACAUAGACAUUAUUUCUCCAAGUGGAAGUGGCUCCUAUUUUUAUAAUUAUAAAGGUCGACACAGUAUGAUACUUCUUGCAAUAGUGGAUGCUAGGUACCAAUUUAUAAUGUACAGCUUUGGUGUUAACGGCAGGAUAUCAGACGGCGUUCUGCAGAAUGUUUCGAUCACGAAAACCUAGAAGAUGGAACUAUUACAUCAGGUUUAACAUCACAUGAUUCAAACAUGGAGCCAUUAUAUCGACGAAACUCUGGAAAUAAUGCAACUGCUGCCAAAAAUGUUAGAGAACCGUAUGUACAUUACUUUAAUAACGA